Messenger RNA from Phragmites australis (common reed), 678 nucleotides. RefSeq lists its product as uncharacterized. Gene Ontology annotation, molecular function: proton transmembrane transporter activity. The record is from RefSeq and is a predicted model, not a curated record. Gene Ontology annotation, biological process: proton motive force-driven ATP synthesis. Bases 111 to 488 code for a protein of 125 amino acids. NCBI's taxonomy places the organism in Eukaryota, Viridiplantae, Streptophyta, Magnoliopsida, Poales, Poaceae. The transcript is spliced from 3 exons.
GACAACAGCACCCCCUCCCCUCGUAGCCGCCUCUCCCAACUCGUGCCCUCUACUCGGAUCUCUCCGUCCCCUUUCUCCAAGCCCCCCACCACAGCCAAGCGGCAGAUCCCAUGGCGGCGCUGGCGUCGAAGCUGGCGCAGCUGCAGUCCAAGGCGUGCGAAGCGACGAUGUUCGUGGCCAAGCACGGGGGCGCGUACCACAAGACGCUCAUGGAGAAGAACAAGCACCACGUCGUCGACCCGCCCACCAUCGCGAAGUGCCACGAGCUCUCCAAGCAGCUCUUCUACACUCGCCUCGCCAGCCUUCCUGGUCGUUACGAGUCAUUCUGGAAGGAGCUUGAUGGCGCGAAGCUCUUGUGGAAAAACAGAAGCAAUCUGAAGGUUGAGGAUGCUGGCGUUGCGGCAUUGUUUGGCAUCGAGUUGUACGCAUGGUAUUGCGUUGGUGAGAUCGUUGGUAGAGGAUUUACUCUCACAGGCUACCAUGUCUGAGUGCCUGCCUUACCUCUAGCAUGAGCAACCACAUUAGUCCACAUUCGCCAACGAAUACUAUGUUGGUCAGUGUUACCCUGACAUGAAUCGUAAUGCAAACUCGCAAAGUUUUGCUAUUCUGAAGUCUGAAAUACUCUUGAUGCUGCUGAACUACAUUCAUCUAGGUGGAACAAACAUGAUGAGCUAAUAA